AUGAACCAAGACACGCAAAAGUUAACUCUCGAGUUAUUUCCUUUGACCCCUAACGUUGUAAUGAACGUGGCUCCUAUUUCAGACAAGAUAGACCUUGCUCGGAUGAGGCUUCUCUCGAGUGAAGAACGAGAAGAGGAGCAGCAGUACGGUGUCUCAACAGAACUAAAUCUCUUCACUGAUCCAUGGACUAUCAAGAAGGAACUGACCAUAACUGAUAUUAGCUACUUAAACCAUCUUCUUCUAAACACCAGUACCAUACAUCACCACAUACUGAGAUAUCUCCCUGAGUGUGACCGGAAGAUAGUCCAAGAAGGCUGGGCAUUUGCCGUUGACGUGAGGGCUUUGAAGAUUGAAGAUGAGAUUGGAAUGUUUUGGGAUCCUUUUGACUCGAAGCUUCAUUUCAGCGUGCUGCCUCGUGAACCAGUGGACACUCUUCUUGCAGAUCAUCUCAGGCAUCAAUAG
Brassica napus (rape) is the source of this 462-nucleotide messenger RNA. RefSeq names its product B3 domain-containing protein At2g33720-like. The record is from RefSeq and is a predicted model, not a curated record. Bases 1 to 462 code for a protein of 153 amino acids. NCBI's taxonomy places the organism in Eukaryota, Viridiplantae, Streptophyta, Magnoliopsida, Brassicales, Brassicaceae. The transcript is spliced from 2 exons.